Messenger RNA from Plenodomus lingam JN3, 2040 nucleotides. RefSeq lists its product as uncharacterized. NCBI's taxonomy places the organism in Eukaryota, Fungi, Ascomycota, Dothideomycetes, Pleosporales, Leptosphaeriaceae. Gene Ontology annotation, molecular function: protein binding. The record is from RefSeq and is a predicted model, not a curated record.
AUGGCUUCCGGCUUGCUGCGCAGUGCGGACAGCAGCCUGCCGAAUGAACUCGCCUUCCUCAUCAUCGAUCACCUCACCGACGACCGGCAGACACUCUGCGCCCUCGCCCAGACCUGUAGCAACCUGCAGUAUCUCGCAGAGGACCGCCUCUACAAGACCAUCCACCUCCUCUCCGUCAAAGACCUCCACGCCAUCAUCGCCGCCUUCACCAACCGUCCUGCCCGCGUCCGCGCCGUACAGACCCUGCGCAUCUUGUAUCAGUACAGGCAGAAUGACCUCAACAAAAGUGCCGAUUCUAGGACGGCCUUUAAUGAGUUUGUCGCCCAAAUGGUCCAUUUGCGAGCUUGGCAUAUCGAGAGCCCGUACGACAACUUCCACUGGGAAAAGGCCGGUGGAGAUGCAUGGGUGGAGCGGGAUAUGGAGAGAUUCCGUCGCGCGCUGGAACAGGCUUGCAACGAGGGACCAAAGGAGACGGAGCGCAUAGCAUCUGCGAGGGGUCUGGGCCAAAGAAUGGAGAGGACCGUUGGCCUCGCCUUGCUGCAAGACCUGACGAUCCAUUCCCAUGGGGCUACCGCCGACUUUUGGAAUCUUGAUGGCUUCCACUGCCUCUUUCGACAUCCUGCCCUUCGGAGCCUCCAUAUCUCGUGCAUCACCCUGCCUCCCAACGAGAUCCCGGAACUCAGUUCGCAUGUCAGAACAUCACCUCUGACAACCCUGGUCUUCGAUGAAUGCGAGCUCUCGCAAAAGAGUCUGCUUAGCAUCCUCCGCACCCCAGCGCGACUGAAGAAUUUGACGCUCGGAGAAAAUGUCUACAACAUAAACCGCACUCGUGGAAUCGAGCCAGUCCUCUCCAUGAAUCCGACUGCUUCACUAGAAACUCUCUCCGCUGUCGCACAUUCUCUGGAAAGCCUCACACACUUCGAUCCAGCAUGGCGAAUAGACACGAGCCCAAACGUGCUACGCAGCAUCCGCCCCAUUGGCGAGGGUAUGCGAAAUUUCGACUCCCUCCGAUAUCUCGAAUGCGAUACGAGUUCCUUCCUACAUCAGGCCGUCAUCAUGAAUCGUGAUCUAGCCCCCCCUAGCCUGGACACACUGCGCGUUCGCCGCCAUUGGGAGGUUCAGACUGAUUUCUGGGACCAGCCACCAGAUAUAGACCACUACCUGCCAUUGCCGUCGCUCAACACACUCGAGCUCAUGCAAUUGUCAUUUCUCUGGCACGAUUACGCGCUCUCGGGCUACAUUUGCGAUGCUGAGCGGCUUCGCAACCGUCACGCAAAGGCCUACAGACUGUCCAAGGCUGGCAUCAACUUGAGGAUGCUCAUAGAGAUGCACAGGGAUCCCGCACUCAUCCCACCCUAUCUCCAAGAUGAACGUGUCCCCAUUGUAGAAUGUAUAUAUGAUGCGAGCGAAGAAGGAUUCCAUCGACAUAUUGUGGUUGACGAACCCGAGACCGCUCAGCCAGAGCCCUACUUCUCCGGGAACCAUGGCACACCAUACGAUGAUGAUGAUGAAUGGAACUCCCCCGCUCGCUCGCCCAGCCCACAACCUUCUGCCAACCGUGCCGUCAGCCCCUCGCCCGAUCCCGUUCCCUCCGCACCCCCACCCGAAACUGACCAACUCAACACCGCCGACAUCCAACGCAUCGCCUCGUCGACCCGCCGCCUCCUCGACGCGCUCAAACGCCGGUUCGUGAGCCGCAACCGGCGCCCGAGCUUCUGGGACGUGAGCAUGAGCUCCGACGACGGUAUCGAAGAGGACUCGGAGUACUAUGGCAUGGGCGACUUGGAGGUGGAUGAUUUGGAGGAGCAGGAGGACAUGGCGUUGGAGAUGGAAUUGGAUGAUCUGGAAGAACUCGAGGAUGAAUUCGAGGAUGAGGGUGGAGUGCAUGUCUAUGAGCAUGAGGGUGAGUUGUAUAUUGAGGUCUAUGAGAGUGAGACGGGGAGUGAAGGGGAGAGUGAUGAAGAAGGGAGUGGAGGUGGAGGUGGAGGUGGAGGUCCAGGUGGAGGAGCAACAAUGCAUGACGUGAACGACGAGGACUGA